CUAAAUAGCUGUUUUAAUUGCUAUUUUUUGUUGUUUUUGUCGUCCUACAUGACGUAGAGAGGCACUGCAGAAGAGAGACAAGUUGUUGGAUAUAUAACAUUAACUAGAGACCACCGGUAGGAGGAGGGAUGGAAGCGGCGGAGGAAUAGCUAAAAAAAAUCAACCCUGGUGUUUCUCCAUUGAACAUCCGACAGACGAUGAUUGAGAUGUUUCUAGCCGCAGAGCUGAAUACCAAAUUGCCUUCCUCUUCUAUCAAGAGAUAGCCAGUCUGCAGGAUGGAGACCCAGGAGGAAUGACUGAGUUUCCUCUCCUUUGGGUGAUGCACCGACAGUCAGAGAAAAUGCACUGGACCGGUGGAUGUGUGUUUCUGGUCCUGGUGUCCCUUAUCGCCUCUCAUACCGCCAGGGCCUUAUCAGUGGACACGGAUAGGAACCGCACGGAGAACGGCACUGUGACAGACAGUGGAUUUGUCCCAGUUGUGUUCACAAAAGUGAGCCAGAUAAUUGCCCGCGAGGGGAGCUGCGCACUGAUUGAUUGCAAUGUCACCGGAGACCCGCUCCCCAGCAUUAAAUGGUUCAACUCCCAUGGAGACUGUCUGGACACAGAAACGAGUGGUGGGAAGUGGUGGCUGCUGGACAAUGGCAUCCUUAACAUCACCAGCAUCGAGUUUGCGGACCGCGGGAAGUACACGUGCAUGGCAUCCAACGUGCACGGCAGCUCGAACUGCACGGUGACGCUGCGUGUCGUCUUCACCAACGGCGACAUGGGCGUGUACUACAUGGUGGUCUGCCUGGUGACCUUCACCAUCAUCAUGGCACUUAACAUCACGCGCCUCUGCAUGAUGAGCAGCCACCUGAAGAAGACGGAGAAAGCCAUCAAUGAGUUCUUCCGCACCGAGGGUGCAGAGAAGCUCCAGAAGGCCUUCGAGAUUGCCAAGCGGAUCCCCAUUAUCACCUCGGCCAAGACGCUGGAGCUUGCCAAGGUCACGCAGUUCAAGACGAUGGAGUUUGCGCGGUACAUCGAGGAGCUGGCUCGCAGCAUCCCACUGCCGCCACUCAUCAUGAACUGCCGCACAUUCAUGGAGGAGAUCCUGGAGGUGGUCGGCGUGGAGGAGAUGAGGCACACCUUCCUCAGACAGGCGCCGGAAGGACACAGCGAGGUGAUAGGCAGGGUGCCCUCCAUCGGGGCGAGGGACGUCUUCACCAUCCUGCAGGAGAGGGAGCGGGAGAGGGAGCGCAGCGAAUCCCCGGCCGCCGAUUCGGACAACUCCUCCGUUCACGAACAGCCGCAGCACAUCGCCAUCCAGGUGUCAGUCCACCCACCGCUCGCCAUCGGCAUAGAGGCACCGCCGCAGCCUGAGGCCUCCCCCUCUUCCCCUCCUCCGCCUUCCUCUCCAUCGCUGACUCCGGUUCACCACGAGGAGCAGCCCGAGGUGGAGGAGGAGAAAGAGGAGGUGGUAGCGGAGGAGGCGGUAGUGGAGGAGGCGGUAGCGGAGGAGCAGAGCGCUGAACGGGCUUCACCCGAGCCGGUGGCGAAUAACGUCACUCCGUGUCAGGUGAUAUACGAGAGCCAUGUGUGACGACAACAACACACCGACGAGGGGCGACGAGGGGUUAUCCUGCUAUGCAUUUCAACUUGAAGACAACAAAUAAGUCAUAACAAAAAAAAACAAUCAACAUUUAAAAUCUUUAUCGACUGAAACACGGAGAAGAAAAUCAUAAAGUUUGUCGACAGCUGAGCGUUUUUUUUUUCCUUCAUGCUUGAAUGUAAACGGGAGGAGUAAUCAAUCAAUACGAUACUAAUGUAACAAGCAAAGAAUUGUAACAGAGAGAGAUUUUUGACAACUUACAAGAAGAGGAGGAGGAAUAAGAAGAGUUUUUAAUUUCUCACCGUGUUCAGAGGUGUUUUUUCGACUUUGAACUCCAGAAAUAUGCCUCAAGCCUCGGUCUUCACGCUGUUUUCCAAAAAACAAACAAAACGCCACGAGAGCCGAGCUUCCUUCAUCCGCUCAAUAAACUCACAUCCUGUUACUGUUCGUGUGUCAACUCCUGAAAAAAGAGAUCCUCACUCCUCAAUCACAGUUUCAUGAUUGUACCGGCUGCUGUAUUUCUACUUAACGAAAAAAAACAAACACUUAAAUUCAGCCAGGUGGCGCUCUGUGCGUGUGUGUGUACGAUGUAUUUCACACUUGUUAGUUUUUAUCAGGUUCAUUGAGGAAUAUUUUUAAGAGUAGUAUUAUAUUAUUACCCACAGUGGUGUGAUUUUAGUUUUUUGUUUUUUCAGCUAGUUUUAAAAGCACUUUUUAAAAAGAACUGUUUGUCUUGAGGAUUAGCUUCUUUUCCUCCUGUUGUGCUGUUAUAGUUUUUUUUUUUCAUUCUUUAAAUUUCAUUUAAUUCCUGAUUUGAUCUCGGCAUCGUCUCGCUUUCCCCGCAGAAGCUUUAUAAACGGUGAUAGUUGCAUUUCUGCUGCAUGUGAAAGUAAAGUGGAUAUUUGGAGAUUGUUAAACAUCAUUUCUUUCUCUGGGACAUAGAAAAAGGACUUUUUGGUCUUUUUCUCUUUUUCUUUUGCUUCUUGGGUGACGGUCCGGUUGGAAAUUAACUGGACGCUGCUCUGCUUUUUCUGGUGCUCCUGUGAUGCAUCUUUUUUUUGUAGUGGAAUAAAAAUGGAAAGUGCUGUGUAAAAAAAAAAAUCAUUCAUUUAAUCAAUUUCACACAUUUAACUGGCUAUAAAUGUCUGCUAUUCCCACAUACAUCUCUGUCAGCUAUCACUUGUAAUAUCUCCUUAGUAUUAAUAAAUAUUUUAAGGAAUUUUCAAUCUAUCUAACAUGAAGUUUUAUGUGUUUUGGUCGCUAUCUGUCCUCUAAAAUGAAAAGUGGGGUAGCCAAAGAACAAAUGAGCUAAGUAUAAAAGCCAAGAUACACUGAUAACGGGCUCUUAUUUCUCUCUCCAGUGUCCUCAUGAGGUGUAUUAAUAAUGUAAGCCAGACUCCUUUCUGUCGUGGCGGUGGUCGCCAUGGUUACAGGACCGUCUGUCCUGAGGAGACACAAACGGUGAGGGAGGAAAUGUGAUUUCCUGACCUCCUGGGGGAGAACGAGCUUAUCGGAGGAAGAAAAAAACACCAAUGCAGAGCGUAAAAUCUGCAAAAUGUAUGUGGGAUGUUUUUGUGGAAGCGUAUCUCCAACAAAAGCAGUCUAUGUAAAAAAAAAAAAAGACAUAAAUAAAAGAUAAUCUGAAGUUGA
Scomber japonicus (chub mackerel) is the source of this 3238-nucleotide messenger RNA. It is a transcript of the gene mfap3l, whose product is annotated as microfibril associated protein 3 like. The transcript is spliced from 3 exons. The record is from RefSeq and is a predicted model, not a curated record. NCBI's taxonomy places the organism in Eukaryota, Metazoa, Chordata, Actinopteri, Scombriformes, Scombridae. The coding region runs from base 293 to 1579 and encodes 428 amino acids.